Colletotrichum acutatum is the source of this 618-nucleotide messenger RNA. RefSeq names its product ras family protein. The coding region runs from base 1 to 618 and encodes 205 amino acids. Lineage: Eukaryota; Fungi; Ascomycota; Sordariomycetes; Glomerellales; Glomerellaceae. The record is from RefSeq and is a predicted model, not a curated record. Gene Ontology annotation, molecular function: GTPase activity; GTP binding. The transcript is spliced from 7 exons. Gene Ontology annotation, cellular component: fungal-type vacuole membrane; late endosome; phagocytic vesicle. Gene Ontology annotation, biological process: regulation of vacuole fusion, non-autophagic.
AUGUCAUCGAGAAAGAAGGUCCUUCUCAAGGUCAUUAUCCUUGGCGAUAGCGGUGUCGGAAAGACGAGUCUGAUGAACCAAUAUGUCAAUAAGAAGUUCAGUGCAAGCUACAAGGCCACAAUCGGCGCCGACUUCCUGACGCGCGAGGUUCUCGUCGACGACCGACAGGUGACGAUGCAGCUUUGGGAUACGGCAGGACAGGAGCGCUUCCAGUCUCUGGGCGUCGCCUUCUACCGUGGUGCCGACUGCUGCGUGCUCGUAUACGAUGUCAACAACUCCAAGAGUUUCGAUGCUCUGGACAGCUGGAGGGACGAGUUCUUGAUCCAGGCUUCGCCUCGGGACCCGGACAACUUCCCAUUCGUCGUUCUCGGAAACAAGAUUGACGUUGAGGAGAGCAAGAGAGUGAUUUCGACCAAGCGCGCCAUGACAUUCUGCCAAUCCAAGGGCGGCAUUCCCUACUUCGAGACCAGCGCAAAGGAGGCCAUCAACGUCGAGCAGGCUUUCGAAGUUAUCGCGCGGAACGCCCUGGCCCAGGAGGAGUCCGAGGAGUUCAGCGGUGACUACCAGGACGUCAUCAACAUCCCCAUCGAAAACCCCCGGGACGGAUGUUCUUGCUAA